This is a messenger RNA of Dermacentor albipictus, 459 nucleotides long. NCBI's taxonomy places the organism in Eukaryota, Metazoa, Arthropoda, Arachnida, Ixodida, Ixodidae. The record is from RefSeq and is a predicted model, not a curated record.
AUGGCACCUAUAACAUUCGUGCACCCGCUGCCGUACUACUGCGUAUGUGUGUUCUGCGGGACGGUUCCCUCCAAGGCGAUACAGCUUCCCUGCCUCAACAUUAUGUGCGAUGAAUGCCGAAGCACAGCCAUCAGGGGCACGAGAGAAGCAGUCCGCGUGAAACAUGAAGCCUGCGACGAAGCCAAGACGCGCGUGAUCUGUGCUUGUCCCUGUGACAGCGCCCCGUUGUACGAGUGCGACCUCCAACAGGACCUUUCCAGCAUGAAGCACAUCGAACGGGAGAUGGUGUUUUGCGUGCAGGCAGGCUUGGGGUGCCAGUUCCGGGGGAAGCUCAAGUACCUCAAGCAUCAUUACUACUUCGACUGUCGCCAUGGCCCCAAAACCUGCGACCGCUGCGGCAGCACCCACAUUCCAGCAUUCGACCUUCAACGGCAUACCCUGACCUGCCCGCGACGGUAG